AAGUUUAUUGUUUAUGUUAGUUAUAUACAUUUUAUUUUAACUACUUUCGAUUCUUGGUGUUUUUUUUAAGUGGAGUUCAAAAUUAAAUUCAGUGACUAACCAUGCAUGAAUUCCCUCAAUAGCAAAGUUUGUACAGCAUUUAUUGAGAAAAUUGUAUAAUUAUCAACCUAGGGUGUUUACUGUAAGAAGAAUUUCUAAAUCGUUGUGUAAUGUCUAGUGUUUUGAAAAAUAUAUUUAAAAUUAAUUAUCUUUCACAGCUUGAAUAAUGCACAGUUCAUUGAAAGAAAUAGACGAUCAUAUAAUUCAAAAGUAUGACUUCAAGAAAAGAAUCGGAAAAGGGGCUUAUGGAAUCGUUUGGAAAGCAAUUGACAAAAAAUCUAAAGAAGCUGUUGCUGUUAAAAAAAUCUUUGAUGCGUUCAGAAAUCCGACAGAUGCUCAACGGACUUUCAGGGAGAUUAUGUUCCUGCAGGAGUUCAGCAGUCACCCUAACAUCAUUAAGCUGCAUAACGUUCAUAGAGCUUUGAACAAUAAGGAUAUAUACCUGAUCUUUGAGUAUAUGGAGACUGAUCUUCACAACAUAAUUGAGAAGGGGAACAUUCUGAAAGACAUUCACCGUCGCUACAUUGUCUACCAACUGCUCAAAGCAAUCAAGUACAUUCAUUCUGGCAAUGUGAUUCACAGGGAUCUCAAGCCGUCUAACAUCCUGCUGAAUAGCCAUUGCCACUGCAAGGUAGCUGACUUUGGCUUGGCGAGGUCAGUUUUGCAACUCAGCAGCCACGCAGGACAGAUCCCCGUGGACCCUUCACUGACCGACUACGUAGCUACCAGAUGGUACCGCGCACCAGAGAUACUGGUAGCUGCUAAAAGGUACACCAAAGGAAUUGACAUGUGGAGUAUUGGCUGCAUCUUGGCUGAGAUGAUUCUGGGAAAACCAUUGUUUCCGGGCUCGUCUACGGUUAAUCAAGUGGAGAAAAUCAUGGCUACCAUCGAACCUCCUUCUCCUAAAGACGUAGAGAGUGUAUGUACUGGCUACGGCAGUUCACUGCUGCAGAGGGCACCGCAAGGUCCACGGCUGUCGUUGGAGACUUUGCUGGGCGGAUGUCCGUCGGACGCACUUGACCUUGUUCACAGAUUGUUAGUGUUCAACCCGACGAGACGUUUGACAGCCGCACAGGCGCUAAGACAUCCCUACCUCUCCAGGUUCCAUAAUGCUAACACUGAGCCGGCCCUUGUCACUUCGAUAGUUCCGCUGCUUAGAGAUGAUAUUCAACUGAGUGUGGACGAAUACCGCAACAAACUGUAUAAAGUAAUCUCCAGAGCCGAGCGUAAGCUGAGCAAACCAACCAACAAGGGGGAAAAUGGACGGAAGCUAUCAGAGCCUGUUAUCCGAGCGCAGACUAGCCGCCACACACGCAGACCUACGCAGGAAGUAGUAACACAAAAGUCCAGCGCAGCUUUGCCGCCUCGUACCUCCACAUCUUCUUCCAAUCCCGGUAAACACCUUUUUUUUAAACUUGCGUUGUAA
Macrosteles quadrilineatus (aster leafhopper) is the source of this 1525-nucleotide messenger RNA. RefSeq names its product mitogen-activated protein kinase 15 (gene Erk7). The transcript is spliced from 8 exons. Gene Ontology annotation, cellular component: cytoplasm; nucleus. Gene Ontology annotation, biological process: intracellular signal transduction; protein phosphorylation. The record is from RefSeq and is a predicted model, not a curated record. NCBI's taxonomy places the organism in Eukaryota, Metazoa, Arthropoda, Insecta, Hemiptera, Cicadellidae. The coding region runs from base 266 to 1525 and encodes 419 amino acids. Gene Ontology annotation, molecular function: ATP binding; MAP kinase activity.